AUGACCGUGAUCGUUUGCAGGGACUGGGUGGACUUGGCCUGGGCCAUCAGCUACUAUACCCGUUUCUUCAUCACCUACAUCCCUUUCUGUGGUGUCCUGGGAGCCAUCCUUUUCCUCAACUUCAUCAGGUUCCUGGAGAGCCACUGGUUUGUGUGGCUCACACAGAUGAAUUGCAUUGUCAUGGAGAUUGACGGAGAGCCCUACUGCGACUGGUUCAGCAGCCAGCUGGCAGCCACCUGCAACGUGGUGCAGUCCUUCUUCAAUGACUGGCUCAGUGGGCACCUCAACUUCCAGAUCGAGCACCACCUUUUCCUUACCAUGCCCUGGCACAACCUGCACAAGAUCGCCCCACUGGUGAGGUCCCUGUGUGCCAAGCAUGGCAUUGAGUACCCAGAGAAACCGCUGCUCUGGGCCCUGCAAGAUAUCAUCGGGUCCCUGAGGAAGCCUGGGCAGCUGUGGCUGGAUGCCUACCUCCACAAAUGA
Molecule: messenger RNA, 483 nt
Organism: Cervus elaphus (red deer)
Lineage: Eukaryota; Metazoa; Chordata; Mammalia; Artiodactyla; Cervidae
Product: acyl-CoA 6-desaturase-like
Exons: 1
Coding region: 1-483 (160 amino acids)
Biological process (GO): lipid metabolic process
Cellular component (GO): membrane
Molecular function (GO): oxidoreductase activity, acting on paired donors, with oxidation of a pair of donors resulting in the reduction of molecular oxygen to two molecules of water
Source: RefSeq, a predicted model, not a curated record